Messenger RNA from Microtus oregoni (creeping vole), 9376 nucleotides. RefSeq names its product A-kinase anchoring protein 11 (gene Akap11). Gene Ontology annotation, cellular component: cytoplasm. The transcript is spliced from 12 exons. Gene Ontology annotation, molecular function: protein kinase A binding. The record is from RefSeq and is a predicted model, not a curated record. Gene Ontology annotation, biological process: intracellular protein localization. The coding region runs from base 274 to 5913 and encodes 1879 amino acids. Lineage: Eukaryota; Metazoa; Chordata; Mammalia; Rodentia; Cricetidae.
CCCUGCGUUGGGGGCGCGGGCGGGAGGAGGACGGUGCACUUUGUCCGCAGCAGCAUCCUUUCCUGUCAGCGCCCGAACCCGGGUCCCGGCGCUGCCCGAACUUCAGGUGCGGCUGUUUGCAUCGCUGUCACGUCGCCCCCAGGCUGGCCAAGCAACCGGACUGCGCUAUCAGAUAGAAAAUGGUCUGGCUAAAACCACAGUGACAGUACAAUCUAAAGCCCUGGUGUUUUGUGAAUUUACUCUUCAGCGAUCGCAUACUGCAGCCAUACAAUUAUGGCAGCUUUCCAGCCUUUCAGGAGCAGUCACAUAAAGAAUAAAGCAUCUGUCCGGAAAAACUUCAGUGAAGAUGUGUUCCAGUCUGUGAAGUCUUUAUUACAGAGUGAGAAGGAGCUGUGCAGUGUAUCUGGAGGAGAGUGUUUAAACCAGGAUGAACACGCCCACUUCGCUGAGGUCACAUUUCUGGGAUUUAAUGAAGAAACAGAUGCUGCUCAUAUACAGGAUCUAGCUGCAGUUUCACUGGAACUUCCAGACCUUCUGAAUUCACUCCAUUUCUGCAGUCUAAGUGAAAAUGAAAUCAUUUGUAUGAAGGAUGUCAGUAAAUCGUCAGCUGUCAGCAGUAGUCCUCUAAGUCAGAGUCAUCAUUCUGGAAUGCUUUGUGUCAUGAGAGUGUCACCUACAUUACCAGGACUCAGAACUGAUUUUAUCUUUAGUCUCCUAAGUAAAUAUGCUGCUGGUAUAAGACACACCCUGGACACAUACUUGCAUCAGAAACACCACCUUGAGACCGCUGAUGAAGAAGAUGAUGAUGAUACGAACCAGUCUGUGUCCUCCAUAGAGGAUGACUUUGUCACUGCCUUUGAGCAGCUAGAGGAGGAGGAGAGCGCAAAGCUGUAUAAUGAUGAAAUAAAUAUUGCUACACUAAGGAGCCACUGUGAUGCUGCCUCUCAAACUUCUUCUGGUCACCAUUUAGAAACCCAGGAUUUCAAAGUGCUGAUCAGUUAUGGACCACAGAGGUCAUUGGCUAAGCCUUCAUCUUCAGCACAUGUUCUGGGACGCAAAGAAGCAUCUUCUGUGAAAACAUCAGUUACAACAUCAGUUUCAGAGCCCUGGACACAAAGAAGUCUCUACAGGUCACCCAGCGCUUCAGAUAAAGGCAGGGACACACAGCAGAUACUCCUUCCUCCUUCGCCUGCCAACUCCUCAGAGUCUGAGUGCUCCAGCCCAAGUCCUGUAAUUUUUUUGGAUGAAGAGGGAUACCAAAAAAGUUUAAAAGCAAAACUUGAGCUGCCUGAAAUUCCUGUGACAAAAGAUGAUGUAGAGGAUUCAGACUCAGAAGUGAGCGAAUUUUUUGAUAGCUUUGAUCAGUUUGAUGAACUAGAGCAAACUUUAGAGACUUCUUGUCCAUUUAUGAAAGAUCCUGGCAUGGGGAAGCCAUCACAGAAGAUAGGGCAUAGACAUGAGAAAUCUUGUAUGAAUCCUCAGAAGUUCAAGUUUGAGUGUCCAGCUCUUCCAGCUAAUGUUAGAAAGCCAACUCCACGAAAACCUGAGUCUCCAUUUGGUCACCUGUGUGAUGCUCCAGAUUCCCCUCGUCCAGUGAUGGCGUCAGAAGACAGUGGCUUGUUUAGCCCUAUUCGAGCCUCUGCUUUUAGUCCUCCUGGAAGCUGUACUCCUGCUGAAUGUUUUUGCCAAACGGAUACUGGUAGAGAUAGGAUUAAUGAAAAUCAGGAUCCUUUUUAUUGUACUUAUGAAGAUUAUGCAAAUAAUCUUUCAUGUGAAGUGCUAGGUUCAGUUCUUCAUACUCAUUGUGCAAAUACAAUGUCAGAUAUUAAUAGUAUUAAAAGGGAAGAAAAUUAUACUGUUGCUUUUAAGCCUGGGAAUUCUGAUCAAAAAAAUAAAUGUAAAAAUAAAUCUUCAAUGAUUACAGACAGUGUUCAGAAGUUUGCAGCAGAUCUUGUAGGAAAAAGUUUUGGCAGUGCAUUUAAAGACUUACAGAAAGGAGUUUCCUCAUGUACCAGUGCAUUGUGCCACUUGGCUGUCAAAUUGACAUCAUCUGUUUUUCAGAUGGCAUUUAAUGAACUUAGAAGACAGUGUGCAUUUUCACUGAAAGAACGAGCCAUUGGUAGCCUGGCUAGUUUUUUGGUGAGUGAAGCCUUAUCAAAUGCCUUGAAAGAUUUACAGUACGUGAAAAAGCAGAUGUUUACAAACACAGUCGCUAGGUUUGCCGCGGACCUUGCAGAAGAGCUUGUUUUUGAAGGUAUCAUGGAGGUGUGUCAGUUUUCAUGUCCUCCGACACCUGCAUCUCAACAGUGUCCGUCAUUUGAUUUUGAAGACAAAGCCGUGAAGUCUUAUGCCAAAGAUUUGUCUGAAUCUGUAAUACAAGAAGCCUUCAUAGAACUGUCACAGACAGACGUGACCUUCACAACGAAGGCAGCAGUUAAUGUUUCUAUGGGUAAUGUCAAACAUGUGAGUGCAGAAAGUGUAGUGCCGCCUACACAGACCUGCACAUUUUCCUCAUCCCUUAGCAGUCAAGCAGUUAUGAUGACAAAACCAGUACAGGAACAUAAGAAGGAAUACACGGUGCAGCAGGCCUUGUUUUGUACUUCGGGAAUUGUCACUUCUAUACCAGUGCCCUUGGCAGGUAGUGCCCUUCUCCCAUAUCACAUUUCAUCUACUUUGUAUCAGUCCAGAUCUCAUCUCUCAUCAGAGGAUAGUAAGGCGAAUGGUGGUUCUACCCAAGAGCACAUCACCACAGAAAACAGUGAAGAUGAAGUGGACUGUAUCAGAAAUUCCCUUCUACCUUCAGAACUCAACCCAUGUAACCAGAAAGACUUCAAGCCAACCAACGGUGAUACUGACAUACAGAGUCCUUCAGAAUUAACUAGAGGCCCUGUGGUUAUUAGCAACUUUUCUGCAGGAAUGGUACAUACAAUUGUCAAUGAGUCCUUAGAGUCCAUGACAACCUUCAAAGCUACAAAACCUGUUGAUGCACAUGCAGAUUAUUUAACUAAAGUAAAAGGAAAAGCCUGUCCUCUUUCCCUUUGUGACCAAGCAGCACCACAACAGAGCAAAGCUAGCAAUAAGGACAUGUUUGCUGAACAGUUAUCGAAGUCUAUUAUUAAACAUUCCCUGGAUAAAAGCAAAUCAAUGCUUCCAAAUAUAGAUAACAAAACAGUUAGUAAGGAACGCAUGCCUGUUCUUGGGGAAGAAUCACAGUUAAUCUUGGAGGAAUCUCCCAAUGACUUUCCAGAUCACUUACCUCAUGGUUCACUCUUGGUCGGAAACCAUUGUGUUCCAGAACGUAAAGAUUCUGUGGGUUUGGGAUUUUCUUUAGAGACACUGCCACCUUGUCCACUGAUGACAGGUCAGAAAUCUGACUUGAAGGAGCUUGUGAAGAAUAAGCCAGUGGACAGGCAUAAUGUAAAUAAUACUGCACUUGAGCCCUUGUCUUUUGGACAGGAAAACCCCUUCCGUCACUCACAUGCUUUAUCAUCUGCAGUGCUUACUUGUGUGGAUGGUUUGCAUGUAGAAGAUAAACAGAAAAUCAGAGACAGAAACGGAAUACCUGAUACCCCUCCGUCAACUCCUUUGGUACCCUCUCAGACUAGUUCUGAAUGGGACAUCAAAAAGUUAACCAAAAAGCUCAAGGGGGAGUUAGCCAAAGAAUUUGCACCUGCAACACCACCUUCUACCCCUCACAACUCCUCUGUUGGUAGUUUGUCUGAGAAUGAACAGAAUACUAUAGAAAAGGAAGAGUUCAUGUUGAAACUCAUGCGAUCUCUUUCAGAAGAAGUUGAGAGCAGUGAAGGUGAAGAGCACCCAGAAAUGGAUGUGAAGUCAGAGUACUCAGGGAAGAAAGUUCAGUUUGCAGAAGCAUUAGCUGCACACAUCAUUUCUCUUGCAACUGAGAUGGCAGCCUCCCAUUUAGAUCAUGAAAGCAAUCAUGAAUCCAGGGUUCAGAGUCAAAGAUGUGUGCUAUGUACUUCUCUAAAUCAUUCGGAUGAAAACAUACCGGCAUGCAGUUUUGCAAGUGAUAUGGUAGCUGAUGUCAUUGCAGAAGCCACGAAAAUUGCAAAAACUAGAAGUUGUACUCUUUUCAGGCAGGAGAAGAAUAGUUGUCAUGUUGAUGUUGACCAAGGUAAAGGAGAGAAGCUGAAUGUGGAGAAUAUUGCACACCCGGGAGAAGUAGAUCAGUUUGUUCUUUCCUUACCAAGUUGUACACCAGGUCUGACGUACAGGUACCCCAGUUGUGAAAGUGUGACUGAUGAAUAUGCAGGUCAUGUUAUCCAAGUGCUUAAACGGGAAGGUGGCAAUGAUGAGCUAAUCAUGGACCAGUAUGCCAGUAGACUGGCUUAUCGAUCUGUCAAGUCAGGAGUGCAAGAAGCAGCUAAGACAGUAAAAAUGAAGUGCAGUUCAAAAAUGUUUUCACUGCACAAUUCUCAUGUGAAAAUAAACAAGGAACAUCAUCAGGAAGCAGAUAAAAAGAGACAAAGAAAAAGAAAUGGCAGCCAUCUUUGCAAAUACCAACUGUGUGAACGGACACAGGAUCCAUGUAGAAAUGAACUUUCUGAACUACACAGUUUUUCAGCUUCUCUUGCUAGCAUCAUAACAAGAGAUGUGAAGAAACAGCUGACAGCCCCUACAGUUGACUUACCACAAUCCUUAACAGAAUCUUGUCUUUUUGAAAAAUCUGGAUGUAUUGACAAUGGCGAGAGUAUUGUUGAACCAGAAUUUUUGAAGUCUCAUCAACCAUUGCAAAACCAUGAAUCCUGCCAGAAUACAGGCAGUUUAAGUGGACAUAGUCAUGGGGAGAAUAUUCAAGCUAUAGAACAGUAUGCUAGAAAAGUAGUGGAUGACACUUUAGAGCUAAGUUUAGGACCUACAGUUUCCCACAUUCCAGAGACCACAACAUCAGCAGAUAGAAUCACAUAUGCAGAAAAAUUGUCACCACUCCUGAAUGGAGCUUGUAGAUACUGUGACCUUAAGGAACGCCAUGGUUGCGCCAGAAGUCCCUCUCAGCCCGCUUUAAAGCAGAGUGUGUGUGCAAGUGCUAAGCCAGGCUCCCAUUCGAAACUCAGUAGCAUCCAUCUGAAGUCGAGAGUCUUUCAUCUUGAUGUGCCGCAGAUUCAUGUUAAUCUUGAUAAAAGGGCAGUGCUUGCAGAGAAGAUAGUUGCUGAAGCUAUUGAAAAAGCAGAGAGAGAGCUGAGCAAUACCAGCCUGGCAGCUGAUAGUGGCAUUGGACAAGAUGGCAUUAGCUUUGCUGAGAGCCUUACCACAGAAAUCAUGACAUCAGCUGUGACAGAUGCGGAGCAUGUUGUUAGCAGUUCAAAAGAAAUGGAAGAUUUUCCAUCAACUGAGUCAUUUGGCAGCCAACAACUGAAUCUCAGUGUUGGUGAGGACAGUACUGGUAGCUGGUCCAACUUAAGUUUUGAGGAUGACCAUCAAGAUGAAAGCAGCAGUUUCCACCAUCUCAGUGAAAGCAGUAAUGGUAACAGCAGUAGCUGGAGCAGUCUUGGUUUAGAAGGAGAUUUGUAUGAGGACAAUUUAUCCUUUCCAACAUCAGACAGUGAUGGACCAGAUGAUAGAGAUGACGAUCAGGAGGAUGGUGUGGAAGAUUUGCAACAGAAUGGAAAGACUAUGCUAAUCAUGAACAUCGACAUGGAACCAGGGGCAGUAGAUCCACAACUAAGGAUUAUUCUUCAGUGGCUUGUUGCCUCUGAGGCUGAAGUUGAAGAACUUUAUUUUCAUGACUCUUCAAAGAAGGAAUUUAUAUUACUUUCGAAACAAUUGAAAGAGAAAGGAUGGAGAGUGGGAGAUGUCCUGCAGGCCGUGUUUAAAUACUACGAAGUGCUGGAAAGAACUUCAAGUGAGGAAAGAUGCAAGUCGCUGUUCGAUUGGCUUUUGGAAAAUGCCUAGGUCAAACUCCAGACCAGUAUAUUUUAUUGUUUGUUUUUGGAAGUAAAGAAACUGAUGUUUAGGAUAUUUAGAAUAAAAUUAAAAUGCAGAAUAUUAACAUUUUAAUUGAAUUGAGAGGAAAGUAAGAAGCCUUUUAAAUGCUUCCUGUCAUCACACUGUAUAUAGUUGAUACUUUUGUAAUCUUUGUCAGAAUGUUCUCUUAUUCUUCUGUACAUGUCUUUGUGUUGUGAUGCUGAGAAAUGUCUGUGAAGGAGGAUCUAAUGCUGAGGCUGGGGGUGUUGCCCAACAGCCUUUGUUUGGAUCUACUUAGUGCUGCUGCAAACAGGGCUGAGGCAGCUGGCCUGGCCCAAGUGAUGAUUUUGUUCCUUUGGAAGUAAGUGGCAUCUGACGAUAAUUCAUCUGACAUCAAGGAAGAAAUCAGAGGCUGAUAUUUUGUUAUGUGUUUAUUUCUAAUAAGUUUGUAAUCUUUAUGUACUGUUCUUUUAGAACAGUUUAUUUCCAUAGUUCCGCUGUUGGUACUUGUAGAUUUCCCCAGACCUUUAAUUCGUUAGCAUACACAUAGUGAUUUAGGAUUCUGUGAACACCGUGAGUGAGUUUCCUUAGCCUUCCAUCAAGUGACGUUAUUUGCUACUGCUGCCUAUCAUCCUGGAAUGAGAAGGGAGGGGGAGAGGUGUUGAGAGCGUGUGCAAGAAUAAACUUAAACCUCUCCACUAGUUUAUUUUCUUUCACUUUAGUGUUUUCUCAGUUAGAAACCCACUGUUAACAUUAAAUAAAAUGUCUAAAUAUUGUGCAGUAAGAAUUUUGUCUUUUUGAUUUAUUCCACAAAUGAAAAUUCAGGUUGUAAAACACAUUGAAAUUUUAAUAAUUAAUGUGGAAAUAUACUCAGAGAAGCCUAAUAAUAAGCUUCAGCUUUGGGUUUUUGAAGAAGAAAAAAUGCCCACUUCCCCAAGAAUAAUUUUCUUUUAGCAUAGUAGGCACCCUCCCUGCAGAGCGGACCUGACUGUUUGUGAUGUUCCCAUACAUCGUCUUUGGCCUCCACAUUCCGUGCUGUGGUCUGAGGAAAAGCAAGUUGAUGUGAGUGAGGUGAGCCAGGCUCUGUGUCAGGUGUGUCUGUGAUGUGCAGAUGCUGCGCACAUUUCCUCCACUAAGAGUCUGGAAUCAAGGCCAAAUCAGUUUUGUGGGGCUCUUGGUUUUUCUCUUUUAUUGCUGCUCUCCCCAAGCUCUGACUUUACUAGAAGCUGCGAUGAGUAGGAGACAGCACCUACCAGGCGCUCAGAUGGACCUGCAUUAGUAAUUAGAGUGGAGAAGUGUAUUGUACGAGAAAGCCUCACCUUGGCUUUACUCAAGAACCACAUUGUAAACUCUAGUUUUUCUCAGUGUAACAUAGAAACAAGGCCAGCCUUAAAAAUACAUUUUUCUAUGUUUUCUCAAAUAUUUUUCAGUUUUGGGAAGUGCAGGGAAAUAUAUCCAGGUGUGCUUUUGUGCAGUUGUGGGCUUAUACUGUACUUGUACAAGGAAAUAUCACACUACACUUAUGUAAUUUGCGUGUAUGUAUUGGUUAGAUUAACAGCAAAACUGAGUUCUAAAUUUCUUUGAAGUGUAAUUGGCUAUAUAUUGGUUUUAUAAAACGGAAACUGCUUUAGGCUUAUUUAUGUUAAUGGUAUAAUCACUUGAGGCAAGCUUACCCCUUAUGUUCUUGUUUCUUUGGUAUUUUGGUGAAGCUGCUCUAUACUCAGUGUUCUUUAUUUAAAUGCUACCUACUGACAACAGUCAGAGGCGCUGGCCUGAGUUGUAACAUUAAUAGUAGGACUCACAUUGUGUCAGUUCUGUGCCGGAACACGGAGAACGUUAGAAGUAUUGGCAGGGCGAGCAGACGUGUGGGUCGUUUUCCUACAGAAAGUGUUUGCAUGUCGAGCAAUGCCAUGGACCAGGUGCAGUGUAAAGCAAGCUGUUGUGAAGCCUUCUAUGCUUUCCCCAGACUUGCUCCAUCCGUUUGCGCGUUCAGUCUUCGGAGCACCGCUGUUGAGGUAGCUCCGUCUCACAGAUCUCCUGACAUAUUUGUAAUGGACAUUGUAUACUGCCAUCAUGUACACUUGGCUCCCAAUGAAAUACAUUUUACUGGACAAUGUUAAACUUGUGAUGUGCUGAUUCUUGGUUUGCCAGUUUUAAAGGCAUGCUGUGAUGGACAGAAAGUGAGAGACCCCUGCUGAGGAACUUCUGGACCGAUCUCAUACUGAAAUAGCAAGCGCAUUUGUUUGUGUCCGUCUUUGUCUAAGUUGACCUUAAAUGACGUUUGUAUUUUAUAUGUUAUUAAUGUUGACUUUGGAAAGUAUCUCCUGAUUCAAGAGAAAUGUCACCGAAGAAAUGGCAAUAGAGAUGGGCUGGCUCCUUGUGAUGUAAAGCUGACUUUACAGUAGCCUCCAGUGACCACAUAUAGUGUCUUUGUACUUUGAGAAAUGCUUAAUUUAUCCCUGAAGAUGUUUAAUGUGAAUUAGUUCAGUUCAUACUACUAUGAUUCUGCUUAGCAAAGGGUUUCUGUUGCUGGGAGGGAGGUUUGUGUAUUAAAUGCACUGUGUAGAGUACAGAUACUUGACCCAUUUGACAGCCGGCAGCUUUGACAGUGCUGGUACAUGUUCUCCAUCGUUGAGUCCGGAGCCGUGCGACUGCCCGCUAUUUCUCCACAACUACUAUCACCAGUUUCUAGUCAGUGUAUUAUUUUGUAAUUUUUCAGAGAAAUCUUUACACAGAGUUUAAAUAUGCUGAGUGCACACAUGAGGAGGGAAAAUGCUUUCCAUGUAAAACCCUGUCUGCCUGUCACCAGCACUCAAGAAGCAGAGAGUGUCUGAUAAUCGGAGGGGCCGUGCUCAAGCGAAGUGCGCCUUUCUCCUUGUCAGCACAGCCCUGUAGGCGUCCCUUGUUUGCUGUGCGCCUGCUCUGCACCGGCGGGCGCGGUGCUGGUCACUCCUGCCACUUUAUUUAUUUAUUUUGACCACCUGUACAUUCCUUCCAUGUAGUUAGAGCUGUUAUUCUUCAAGUUCUUAUUUCAGUUUGUCGUACGGUUUGAACACUAUUUAAUGCCAGGCUUAUAUGUUGCUAAAUUCUUGCUGCCUGUGGUUACUUGUGCCGUGUUCAAAGUAAUCCGCAUUCUUGUUCAGUUACUGAAUAUUAAGUAGAAGCGACUUUGAAUAAUUGUGGCUAUUUGUUUGGGUUUGCUCAGUUAGUGCAUUAAGGUCUUAUAAUGUGUAGUAGUAACUCUUCUUUUUGCUCUUGAGUAAUUUAAUGUUCAUUUACCAAAAUAGGAACUUCGAGAUGCAUUUGAGUUUUGUUUUAGCAGUGGCUCAGAAAAUGUUUCAGAAAUUACUUUUGUAAUAAUUUGCAAUUAAUUGUUCUUUUCACUUUACUCUUGUUCAAGCCUGUGAUCUUUCCUCUUCCAGCUAAGAAUUAUCCAAUAAAUUUAAGAAAU